GCGCCGGCCUCUGUCACGGUAGGAUGUGUAUGUUUACGUUUCCGCGAUGAUAACGGCCCGUAUAACAUAUACGGAGGUUAUGUUUACGCGCGUCGCGAGGACAACGCACGUCUUUACGCGCCGGUAAAUUCCUAAAGAGCCGACCCCCUCUCUCGAAUGUCCCCGUGCCCCUCGAGACGUCGUCGCAGCGAUAUUCCGAGGGUUCCGUGAGGUUUUCCCAUCGCCGCAGAUUGCCCGACGUGUGCGACAGCCGCGAUGAGAAACGCGGUAAAUGUGUUCGUAGUAACGUCAGGCCCUAUUCACCACAUAAUUUGUGCGGCAGCGAUUGUGUGAGGAGCCACCGAGAGGCCGUGGCGGAGGGCUUCCGAGAUGAGCUAUGAGUCUGGGCUGCCUGGUAGCCUCUAUCUUUGUUCUUCAGCUGCUUCAGCUGCCAUCGGUGCUCGACGCGCUGCCUUCGGUCGUCAAAAUCGGUGCUAUAUUCACUCAUGACCAAAAGGAUAGCAGCACGGAGCUGGCCUUCAAGUACGCCGUUUACAAGAUCAACAAGGACAAAAUUAUACUGCCGAAGACCACGCUGGAGUACGACAUCCAGUACGUGCCGAAAGAUGAUUCCUUCCACGCAUCGAAAAAGGCGUGCCAGCAGGUCAAGCACGGCGUCCAGGCGGUCUUCGGGCCCUCGGACCCGAUUCUGGGCCAACACAUUCACAGUAUCUGCGACGCCCUCGAUAUUCCGCAUCUCGAGGCCAGGCUGGACCUGGAGACGGAAGCGAGAGAGUUCAGCAUUAAUCUCUAUCCCGCACAAAGUCUGCUCAACGCCGCUUAUCGGGACAUCAUGGAGUUCUUCAAUUGGACCAAAGUGGUGAUCAUCUACGAAGACGACCAUGGAUUGAUGAAGCUUCGGGAUCUGGUGAGGUCACCGAAAAUCCGUGAUAUCGAAGUUAAUCUACGGCAGGCAGACCCCAACUCGUACAGGCAGGUCCUCUCCGAAAUGAAGAGCAAGGAAAUUCAAAAUAUCAUCGUGGACACAAAACCCGAGCACAUGCAUCAUUUUCUACGAAUGAUCCUGCAGCUGCAGAUGAAUGAUUACAAGUACCACUACCUCUUCACGACUUUCGAUAUCGAAACCUUCGAUCUCGAGGACUUCAAGUACAAUUUUGUCAAUAUCACUGCCUUUCGUUUGGUCGACGCGGACGACGUCGGCGUACGUAGUAUCCUGAGGGACAUGGAACGCUAUCAGCCGUCGGGAAACACCAUUCUCAAUAAAUCGAGGAUCAUCCAGGCCGAACCAGCGUUAAUGUACGACAGUGUACAGGUGUUCGCGGUGGGAUUACGUACCCUGGAGCAAUCCCAUGCUUUAAGGCCCGCCAAUAUUUCCUGCGAGCUCGAGCACCCCUGGGACGGCGGCUUGUCUCUCACCAACUAUAUCAACUCGGUCGAGAUAAAAGGAAUCUCCGGACCUAUUGAAUUUAAAGAAGGCCGCAGAAUUCAGUUUAAAUUGGAUCUGCUGAAACUGAAGCAACACUCGCUCGUCAAGGUCGGCGAGUGGCGUCCCGGCGCCGGCGUCAACGUCACAGACACUGCGGCCUUCUUCGAGCCUAGCAUCGGGAAUGUAACUCUGAUUGUGAUCACUAUACUGGAGCAGCCGUAUGUAAUGCUGAAGAGCGGGGGGAAUUUCAGCGGGAACACGCGCUACGAAGGCUUCUGCAUCGACCUGCUGAAGGAGAUAGCGCGCAUGGUGGGCUUCACCUACAGGAUCGAGCUCGUGCCGGAUGGCAAGUAUGGCGUUUACGAUUACGAGACCGGCGAGUGGAACGGGAUAGUUCGCCAGCUGAUGGACAAGAAGGCUGAUCUCGCUGUCGGCUCGAUGACAAUCAACUACGCGCGCGAGAGCGUGAUCGACUUCACGAAGCCGUUCAUGAAUUUGGGCAUCUCGAUCCUCUUCAAGGUACCGACUAGCCAUCAGGCGCGGCUUUUUUCCUUCAUGAAUCCGUUAGCGAUCGAGAUCUGGCUGUACGUUCUAGCAGCGUAUGUUUUGGUGUCGGUGACGAUGUUCGUCGUGUCGCGAUUUAGCCCCUACGAAUGGAAUAAUCCCCAUCCGUGUCAUCCCGGGCCGGAAAUCGUCGAGAAUCAGUUCUCCUUAUCGAAUAGCUUCUGGUUCACCAUCGGAACCCUCAUGCAGCAGGGCAGCGAUCUGAAUCCCAAGGCUACGAGCACGCGUAUCGUCGGUGGCAUAUGGUGGUUCUUCACCCUGAUCAUCAUCUCGUCGUACACCGCGAAUCUAGCGGCUUUCCUCACGGUGGAAAGGAUGAUCACGCCGAUAGAGCACGCCGAGGAUCUCGCCAGUCAGACGGACAUCGCAUACGGAACUCUCGAUAGCGGAAGCACGAUGACUUUCUUCAGGGACUCGAUGGUCGAGACGUAUAAGAAGAUGUGGAGAUUCAUGGAGAAUAAGAAGCCGUCGGUGUUUGUUCCGACAUACGAAGAGGGUAUCCAGCGGGUUCUUCAAGGCGAUUAUGCCUUUCUGAUGGAGUCGACCAUGCUGGAUUACAUUGUCCAAAGGGACUGCAAUCUCACGCAAAUUGGUGGCCUGUUGGACACCAAGGGAUAUGGAAUCGCAACGCCCAUGGGCUCACCCUGGCGGGAUAAGAUCUCUCUAGCAAUUCUGGAGUUGCAAGAGAAAGGCGAAAUUCAGAUCUUGUAUGACAGAUGGUGGAAGAGUCCCGGGGACACUUGUAUGAAGACGGAAAAGGGAAAGGAGAAUAAAGCCAACGCUCUGGGCGUCGACAACAUAGGAGGAGUUUUCGUGGUCUUACUGUGCGGCUUGGCAUUCGCCGUGCUCAUAGCGAUUUUCGAAUUCUGUUACAAUUCCAGGAGGAAUGCACCGGCGGAACGGCAAAGGCUUCCGGUCCCUACGACGCCUACCUCCGGCUCUCUUCAGGGAAUUUCUCAAGCUGUGCAACAGCAGCAGCAGCAGCAGCAACAACAACAGUGCCAGCAGCAACAUCAGCAGCCACCGAAUCAACAAGAGUCGCUUUGCUCGGAGAUGGCACGCGAGCUCUGCCGCGCCUUACGCUGCCGCGCGUCGUCUCGACGACGGCGUACUUGCGACAAAUGUUCUUCGCACGUGAUCGGCUACCCGCCGGACAAUCCCACUGCCACCCCCGUGAACGGGAUGAGGUCGCAGAGGAGCAACCUGGCUGUACCCGUAGUCGAACUGCCCCCACACAUCCACAUGCAUCAUCACGCACCGCCGCACGAGUAUGACGGCAAUUAGACGGGCGUUAUUAGCAAGACCAGCACCACAACGUUAUAAUCGUAAACCAAGAACAAGUACAAAGCGUCUCGCGAAAAGCAAUUAUGACCGAUUUGUUGAUAGAUUUCCGUCGCCAGUGCCGGAAAUUCACGGUAGGCAUGUUUGCACAAUAUUAAUAAAGACAAAUGUUCCGUCGUUUCGACGUUCGCGAUUACGAAGAAAAGAGCUUAAACUGUAUUUGUAAAGCAACGCGUACGUCGCUUUUCCGCACAUUUGAUAAAAUCCGUCGAGUGAGAGAUCGACGCUAUAUACCGAACUUAAUUGAUAAAAUGAUACAACGUGGCUCUCUAAAGUGGUUUUUCUCGUAGCCGCGAGUUUUGUACGAUUAAUCAAUCCGCCGGACAAGUAUAAUCGUCCCGAGGUAGCGAGCGUUCCGGCCGCUUUAUUCGCCCACUUUAGAAAGUAUUCAAAUACGUUCGUGGUACCGUGAUUUAAAUACUGUCAGGAUACCGCAGAAAAAUCUUAAAUUAAAAAGUUACGUACCAGCUCGCAUGCAUAUUAAUUCUCGGCUUUGCGAAAGGAAAAUUCUCUUCGUUACGACGCGAUCGAGAUGGACGUUAAUCGUUAUCGAGAUCGACGAGUUAAGUGCUUUAAAAAAAAAGUUAAUGCUAUUUCGCCCCGCGACAUUUUAACGUAAUAAUUAAAUACAUAAAUGGAUCGUGAAUUUUUUAUCCCCGAAAUUAUGUUUUCAUUGAAAAAUUAUUCUACGCCGAGAUCCUACGCGAAGCAUUUUAAGCGCAAUUUACGAUGUACAAAAUGAAGAGGGAUAUUUUUUCCCCAUACUCUCCUCUACUCUUCUGUUGUUUCCGAGGAAGGUGAAACUUAUUUGGUGAAAUAGCUUCCCCCGAGAUCUUUUAUCUCCGGCCUAUAGGGUUUCUUUUUUUUUAUAUCGAGUCUUCAAUCGUCGCGAAGCGAUCAGCGCGAGAUAUAGGAAUCUAUAUGGCACUCUCACGUCCCAAUUCUAAUUUAACUCGACAUCAGUUCGAUCAGACGAGAGUAGUAUGCUGAAUCUAAGACGAUGAACAACCCUUCCGUCCUGCGCUCGUAGAAUUAAAUCAUCCAAAUUAUCUACGAUGGCGAUUAGCGGUAUCUCUAACGAGUAACGUUCGUGCUACUCUCACGAGACCAUAACGUUCGAUCCAUGCACAGAAACACUGUUUAGACACGCUCUGUAAAUGCGUUCACUUUUUACCGAGAGGCCGCCUAAGGUGUAAUUGUACACGCAAAGUAUUACUGUAAAUAUUGUGCCGCGCGAAGGAAGCAGCAGUGAGAUUCGUAAUGGGACUAUUUUAUGCAAAAAAAAAAAUGUGGCUGAAAGUGAGUAAUCGUUAUAGCGCUAAUCGAGUACAACUUAGACGUUUGGUGUCAUGUAACGUGUGCUGUAAUAUGCUGAUAGCCGGCGAAUAAAUGUAUGAUGAGAGAA
Wasmannia auropunctata (little fire ant) is the source of this 4736-nucleotide messenger RNA. RefSeq names its product glutamate receptor ionotropic, kainate 2-like. The record is from RefSeq and is a predicted model, not a curated record. Gene Ontology annotation, molecular function: glutamate-gated receptor activity. Bases 377 to 3274 code for a protein of 965 amino acids. The transcript has 19 exons. Gene Ontology annotation, biological process: monoatomic ion transport. NCBI's taxonomy places the organism in Eukaryota, Metazoa, Arthropoda, Insecta, Hymenoptera, Formicidae. Gene Ontology annotation, cellular component: postsynaptic membrane; plasma membrane.